AAAUAUUUGGACCAAUCGUUUUAUUUGUAGAGUGCUUUUUUGACGAUAAUCUUUAUGAGUUUUUAAUUGCUUAUUUAGUGGGGAAGCAGUUUGAGGCUGUCUCGGCCAGAGGAUGGAUGAACCACGCUUAGUACACGUUCAGUUGAAGCUAUGAUUGGCCAACGCUCUUCCCUCUUUUUGUUGUGUAUUUGUGUGGUUUCUAUGAUAGCUGAAGCCAAGGACGCGGUAUGUACUAUUCGGACACGUCAAGAGUUUCCGCGUUGACGGUUUCGCAUUUUGUAGGGUGUUGGCCGCAAAAUGAAGACUACGCUCUUGUCCACAGAGUUUAAUUAUGAUGGAAAUUACGUAGAAUACUUUGGCUUGGAUCCUGGAAAAUCCAAGGGCGUACUCGGAAAUUUAACGAAACCGAUGACAAAAAUUUUCAUGGACAUUCGAGUCGUCAACGAGGUGAUGCAGCGGGUCGUCUAUAAGAUAGAUAACUUCGACGGAUGUGCAUUUCUAAACAAUCGCGUGAUCUCUCGGAUAUUCUCCCGCUGGUACGAAGCUAUCGUGGGCAACACCACGCACUUCAAGUGUCCUGUUCGUCCGGGUAUCUACUACCUCGAAAACGGGGCUACUACGGGCUUGGUGUCGCAGUAUCUUCCGGCUGGGACCUUUCACGUGUCUGUGCGAGUGAAACCGAUCUACGGCGGACCCUUUGCAAUUGAGAUCAUCUGGCGAUAUAUGAGGAAAUAACUUGUUGUCGCAAUGAUAAUUGCUGCUAAACUGCGCAGAAAGCGAAUAAUUAAAGCAGUAAUGCUGCCUAAAAAUCUCUUAUGCUUGGACCACAACAAACACAGGUCUGAGAGGGUAUCAUAUUGUCUUAUAAGUAAUGUAUCGUUCAAACUUGUUUAGUGGUUGUUUCUGCCAUUUCGCUUCCAUCGGAACGUGUCCCCAAUAAAGUACAAAGUGGACUCAUUAACCCAUCAGAUGGUUAGCUGUGCUAAAUAGAUGUUUUACUCGUGUAGAGAUUACCACUAAUGGCUCAUCAAUCAAGGGUGAACAGGGGAAGGAUACAUGGCAUGGCACUAAAAGCCAACGAGUCACCUGACUUGGCACAGAGAAAUUGAGCAAUUUUCUGGUCUUGUCGCGUGUUAAUUUGCCAAUUAAUAGCCCAUCAAUGGGAUGGGAUCAAAACUGAAUGGACGAAUGAUUGUAGGGGGUAGUCCAAUAUGAUCGCUGGCUCUGGCAGAUGGGUGUGGGCUCUUCUGGGCCUUCUUUCGGCUGUGGCCUGCAAGGAG
This is a messenger RNA of Drosophila pseudoobscura, 1280 nucleotides long. RefSeq lists its product as uncharacterized. Bases 298 to 735 code for a protein of 145 amino acids. The transcript has a single exon. NCBI's taxonomy places the organism in Eukaryota, Metazoa, Arthropoda, Insecta, Diptera, Drosophilidae. The record is from RefSeq and is a predicted model, not a curated record.